Messenger RNA from Clarias gariepinus (North African catfish), 2478 nucleotides. It is a transcript of the gene kctd2, whose product is annotated as potassium channel tetramerization domain containing 2. Lineage: Eukaryota; Metazoa; Chordata; Actinopteri; Siluriformes; Clariidae. Gene Ontology annotation, cellular component: Cul3-RING ubiquitin ligase complex; cytoplasm. The record is from RefSeq and is a predicted model, not a curated record. Gene Ontology annotation, biological process: proteasome-mediated ubiquitin-dependent protein catabolic process; protein homooligomerization. The transcript has 6 exons. Gene Ontology annotation, molecular function: cullin family protein binding. Bases 324 to 1124 code for a protein of 266 amino acids.
UUAGGGCUCUUGCAGUAGUCGAUUGAAUAAACAAGGUGGAUCAAUGUCGUGUUUUGGAUCAAUUGUAAACUAUGCUGUCUCGCGGCAGUGUUAAUAAUACAAUACAACGCUUUAGUCGCCGUUAUCAGUGCGCUUAGAGCUGACCGUGUCAUUACACAGCGCCUUACAGACGGAGACUUCAUUAGAGGAAAAAGCAGUUUAGGUCUCUUUUGCAGGCUAGUUCACCUAGCAAGCGGUUGUUUACAUAAUCUGGCAGUGAGGUGAGACAGUUAGCCACGUGCUGGACUCGCUGAUUAAACGGACCGGGUUAUCAUUCGGAGAGCAUGGCAGAGUUACACAUUGAAACGAGCGCGGGAGGAAUCAUGGAGCAGAGCGAACACAGGGAGACCCGCGGCUCCGUUAGCAUGCGCCUCCCGUCGCCCAGCUUCGUACUUCCAGCUCGGAGCGGUUCUGCCAGCCCGGGCCUUUCCGCGUCCAGAGCCGUGUUCGGCUUCCCCAUGAAGAGCAGCCCCACAUCCCCAUCAGACUCCACAGAGAAACCGGGGUCGCGGUGGGUCCGGCUUAACGUCGGGGGUACCUACUUCAUCACAACCAAACAAACCUUAUGCAGGGAUCCCAAAUCCUUUCUGUACCGGUUAUGUCAGGAAGAUCCUGAUCUGGACUCGGAUAAGGACGAGACAGGAGCUUAUUUGAUUGACAGAGACCCCACAUACUUUGGUCCUAUCUUAAAUUAUCUGAGGCACGGAAAGCUGAUCAUCAACAAGAACCUUGCAGAGGAGGGUGUUCUAGAAGAAGCUGAAUUUUACAACAUUGCGUCAUUGGUGAGGCUGGUGAAGGAGAGGAUACGAGACAAUGAGAACAGGACGUCUCAGGGCCCAGUGAAACAUGUGUAUCGUGUGCUUCAGUGCCAGGAAGAAGAACUCACUCAGAUGGUCUCCACAAUGUCUGAUGGAUGGAAGUUUGAGCAGCUUAUAAGCAUCGGCUCCUCUUACAACUAUGGAAAUGAGGACCAAGCAGAGUUUCUGUGUGUGGUUUCCCGGGAACUCAAUAAUUCCACAAAUGGGAUUGUUAUUGAGCCAACUGAGAAGGCAAAGAUCCUUCAGGAGCGAGGUUCCCGGAUGUGAGGAGACCUUCUUACCUGUGCUGACACAGAUCUCCCUAUCCCCUCUCCUCUCCUGUCCUCUCCUGUCCUCUCCAGUCUCUCCUCCUAAACCAUACAGCUGACUCCAUCAGCUCACAUGGCUGCCCUUCUAUCAUCCUCCUCCCUUGUGCCUUUCCACAGUGGGGGUGUCCCCCCUCCCUGCAGUGCUGCAACAUCGCCCAUCCAGCACAUUACUUGAGGUCACCGCUGUUAUCAAAAAUAUUCAAAUACUAAGUUAGUUGAUCGAUGGUGAUGCGGGGACUCAAGAUGGCUAGGGAGGAGUCCAAGUAAGAUUCUCGAGGUGUCUCACUAUAACAGCUAAUGUAGUCAUCCACAAUGCCUCGGAACAUGAUCAUUUAUCGCCUACAUAUUCUCGUUAUAAUCAUCUAUAGACUCUGUCAUUGCUGGCAUGCUAGUUACAAGGAAUGCCUGUGCCCUGGUCAGCUAGGCUGUGUUUUCAUCAUCAGAAUUUCCUCAGGACUUCCAGGGGUGCAAAAACAUAGUAGACAGGACAGAAUUGUUUGCCCCCUACACCCUUUUCAUAGCAAGCACAUUGACUCACUGUGUACAACGGAGCGAGUGUAUGAGUGAAUAUCAGCAGCAACACUCACUCGUUAUCAUUUCAGUGUCUACCGCAGCCUGGCUUGGCCUUUGAACAUGCAGAGCCCGUUUUUCUUUUUUCUUUUUUUUUUUUAGUUUGUAGAGUAUCAUAUAAUUUCCUUGUUCCUGUUUGCCCCACCUGCAUUCAUUGACAGGUAUUGGAUGUUCCAGGCCAUGCCAGAGGUUUUAAUUUACCCCUCUUAACAUGGACACAUCAAAAAUGAACGUGCAUUGUUAUGGGUGUGUAAAGAUCACGUAUAUGGGUGUAUUACAGGAAAGGUUGUCAUAAACGUUGUUUGUGCUUUAUAAAAGUCACAUUUGAUUGGGGAAGCUCACACUCCAAGAAGAAUCGGCCAUGCUCCUAGUCUACUUUGUCCAGUUUCUCGUCACCUGUAUGGAACAUUUUUUUGUUGUUUCCCCUCUGACUAUCCGUACGUGACUGGAAAACUGGACACUCCAUUGUCUUAUCUUUUAUCUCGAUUUCUCAAGAAUAGUUUUGUUUCUGUUUAUAUAAGUGCAUCAGUUCUUUGUCUUGUCACAAAUGAGCUCCAUCAGACUGUUGAUAGGCAACAUGCUCAAAAGAUUUGAGUAACAGCAGAACUCUGUUGUGUAAAAUGAUUUUUUUUUUAUUUAACUUAUUAAGUUCAGCUCUAACACUCCAUAGUCUAUCUUUAACUCUAUUUUGGCUGUUUAACUGUUUCUAUGUCAUAUUUAAAAAAAAAAAAAAAAAAGGAAAA